Ipomoea nil (Japanese morning glory) is the source of this 1339-nucleotide messenger RNA. RefSeq lists its product as uncharacterized. The coding region runs from base 86 to 1084 and encodes 332 amino acids. The transcript is spliced from 7 exons. The record is from RefSeq and is a predicted model, not a curated record. NCBI's taxonomy places the organism in Eukaryota, Viridiplantae, Streptophyta, Magnoliopsida, Solanales, Convolvulaceae.
UAUUUGUAACUUUCCAUAAGGUUGCCAUCUGUGUUUUCCCGGAAUUAUCAGUUGUUCCAUUUAGGAAGCGCCGCCUGUAACUGAAAUGAGAGCCGCGACGCCGUCAUCAACGUGCAGCUGCAGCGGCGGCAAAGGAGUUGUUGGGUUUCCGGCUCACCGCCCAUUCACCUACUUCCCGCUUCGUUCCCGUCAAAUCAAUUUCCCAAAUCAGCAGCCAAUCCCGAAUUUAUACGGCUUAGGGUUAGCUCAUUAUCGCGGUUCAUCAUCGAUAUACCGUGCGGCAAGGAAGGGUGCAAAUGCGUCGUCGUCGUCGUACUCUGGCAGCCCAUUUUCACCGGACUGGGAUGAUAAACCCUAUGAAGUAUUGGCGAAUGGGACAAUAUCGUACUUGGAUGAGCAGGACGUAGUGACAUUCCUUGACCCUCCCAAAGAGCUCGUUCCUCUCGACCCUUCUGCCUACAAUCCCGCUUCGUAUCUCUGGAAAAAAAUUGGAGAUAUACCAGAACAAAGGCGGCAUAGGUUGCUCUCCUUGCUAAACCCAAGGCUUAUAUCGAGAGCUUGGCAGAUAGCUGGGAUGAGGUAUGAUGACCCCAAGUUGGCAAAGAAAAGUGCAUCUAGCCUGCUUUCUGAUGGGAAUGACACGACUUCACUUGAAUUUUGGAAAUGCCGAACAAGUGGAGGGCCUCUACUCAUUUCCUGGAUAAAUUACUUCAACAAGGCUGUCUUCCACUGUGGGGAUGGGAAGACAUAUGGACGAAUCAUUGGUGGAUCAAUUCUGGCUGGAAUUUCAAAAUCUUAUCCACUAUAUUUUACGGUAAAGGAAUCGAAUGAAGUGAUGUCAACAGAGCAUCCUUGUGAUUUGGCAUACGAAUUUGGAAAUGGACUGUUUGAUCUGCCUGAUUUACCAGAAGGCUUCCCUAAGCCAGCAAAACAUCCAUGGCCAUUCAACGAUCAGGUUGUUAUAUAUGUUCGUCACGUGGGCCCAGGAGUAAUCGUGGGGCAAGCAUGGCAAGAGGGUGAAGCAUUGGAACAAGUACCUAAGAAGCUAUGUGGUGAGAUCUUGAUGGUGAAGGAUUAUGUUUGAAUCAAGUGCUGUUGAUUGCCACAAGGAACCACCAAGAUUGCCUUGACAUCAAACAGAGCUAUCACCUCUCCAUUGCAUGCUUUCACUCCCAAUGUAAUACACUGAAAUGAUGAAUCAUAUUGGCAACUUAACUGAGAGUAUUGCAGUCUCACUCACAGUUGCAUAUAUGAUACUGUGUAGGUGGCAAAGAAAGCUCCCCUUUUAUGUAUACUGUCUUUUGUAUUCUUGUUUGUUAAUGAAAUUCCCUUUUAUGUA